Molecule: messenger RNA, 2417 nt
Organism: Cadophora gregata
Lineage: Eukaryota; Fungi; Ascomycota; Leotiomycetes; Helotiales; Ploettnerulaceae
Gene: ARP9
Product: Actin-like protein arp9 (SWI/SNF complex component arp9)
Exons: 3
Coding region: 154-2139 (661 amino acids)
Source: RefSeq, a predicted model, not a curated record
CGCGACUUCAACGAGCUGGUCGAAAGCCGCAGGUAACUUUUGGGCCUCCCACCUACACAACCUCGACCCUCGAAAUUGGCACGCAUUGUCAAAUCCGCAGUCGCUUAACGAAAACAAAUCAGCUGCCCAUUGACUUAAGCCCCAUUCGCCAAAAUGCCACCAUUCAAAGACGACCACAUCCUCAUUAUUGCGCCUGGUUCACAAACAACCCUCGCGCAACUGGGCCUACCAGAAUCAUUUACACCUGCCUCGCAUAGAUUCAGGACUCGGGUAUUCCUUGCGCCAGAUGGAAAGAGUUACGAGCCACAUAAAAUCCAGUCUAGAAAGAAGGAGCCGGUGAUCCAUGGAGAUGUUGCGAUGGGAGGAGCUGGUGAGGGAGAAGAGGAGGAAGAAUUGGUGGAGCUGCCAGAGGACGAAGAGGGUGCUAUUUGGCCACUGAAAGAGGGUCGGAUUGAUGAUAUGCCUGCCUUCUUCGCCCUCCUGGAACACAUCCGAGCUACUUUUAAUGCCCCUCUGCACACGCCAGUCAUGUUGAUUGCGCAACCCUGUUGGACGGCGAAGAACCACGAGGAUCUCACCCAAUUCAUUUUCGAGAAGUUCAAAACCCCAGCGUUGUGUAUUAUGGACAGCGCAUUGGCAACUUCAUACGCAUUUGGAAUCCCAGCCGCAACAGUCAUCGAUGUAGGCUUCGAAAAAGUGGAUGUUACUGCUAUUACCGACUUUCAGAUCUCGGGGAGAAGCACAGUUCAUGAAUCUGGAGGGGAGGCAAUGACACGGAGGCUGAUGGAGUUGUUGAAGUCAAAAGAUUUCACCAGAGAUAUGGCGGAGCAGUUGAAGAAGAGCAUGAUUUGCGAGAUUCUCUCCCCUGGAACGCCAUUACCUGGGACGGAGGCGGCGGAUGUCCCCGUUGAAGGUGACAGCAAUCCAGCAGCUGCAGCGACCACUGGUGCAUCUUCAUCUGGUCCAGACGUGAGGAUCACUGACCCACCUCGAGUUCCUCUUUUGGAGGAGGCGGAUGAGGAAUAUGGACUUGAUGACAAGCCUAUCGAAGAUGACGGAGUAUUAGACAUUGCGACUAUCGUUACGAGUGGGAAAACACAAGAUUUCUUAGCGAAGAAAGAAAAGGAGAAAGCAGAAAGGGCAGCUGCCCGUAAAGCAGACCGUGAAGCAGCAAAAGAAGCGGCUGCUGCAGCUGCUGCGAGACCCUUGCGAUUACCUAAUUCCAAGCGUCCGCGGGCUACCUUCCACUACGAGGAGGUUGUUCGGGAUGCGCCAAACGCGAAGAGGCAAAAGACGCCUGAAGCAGCAGCUGCUGUUGAAGAGCCAGUGUCUGCUGUCGACCCCAAGCCAGAUGACGUGAAUCCACCUGUGGAUGGUGCACCAGCUUCAGUUGAGGAUGAGGCAACUCGACGAGAAAAUACCAAAGCUAUUCGCAAAGAGGAGAAGCGAAAAGCUCUAGAGGACAAGGAUCCCAGCAUUCUUCGGAGGGACAUUGAGAUUGGGACCGAGCGUUUCCAAGCUGCAAGCGAGGGCUUCCUUGACGCUAUCGCGGAUGCAGUCUACAGAACGGUCCUUUCAGUCAACGAAAUUGCAAAAAGACAAGAAGCAUGGGAUGCGUUAGUCAUUUGUGGCCAAGGAUCGAAAGUUCGGGGAUUCAAGGAUGCCCUGAUCACGACUCUCAACAAUCGAUAUCUGGUAUCUCCCAGUUCCGCAACAAUGUUUAUGAGCGAACUUCCUUCAAAUCUCGCAACUCCAAGCGGCACAGGAUCCAUGACUCCUACGGCAUCAUUCGCUGGAACCCCACAUGCUCCUCCCACAGCAAGUGCCGUCAAUCCUCUUCUUCUCGCUGCCACUACAGCCUCCCACCAGGCUCUCAAUCCCAACCUCUCCUCCGCGUCCUUUGGUGGUCAGCAAACCCACUCCUCGCACUCGCAAUCACCAACCAGUAUCAAGGUCGCUGGCCCUCCUACAUAUUUCCCGGAGUGGAAGUCGUUCGACGAGGCGGUGUUCCUUGGUGCUCAGGUUGCUGCUAAGGUCAUCUUUGUAGUGGAUCAAGGGGCGUCCAAGGGCUUUCUUUCUAGAGUCGAGUUUAACGAGGAAGGACCUACUGCAAUUCAUCAAGUUGGAUUGCUAUACUAAGGAUCUAAUUGGGCGGCGUUUGCUUGGUCUGGAUGUAGGAUAGGGUUAUCGCUAGACAGGUGUUACAGGAUUAAAGAAGUAUACCCUUCUUAAAAAGUUAAUAUCCUUUCUACUAGCUUUUGCAUGACUUGGGGAAAUGAGAGAUUGUACAUUGGCAGUGGCUGCUGAUGUACAAUGACAGAUUUCAUGACAAGCGAGACGUCUGCUGCAUUUUGUAAUGUCGCGGGUAUGUAUUUUGUUUCUUUGUUGACUUUUUCUUACCAUGUGAUCUGCUUGGA